AUGGCGAAAAAUUACCUCCAAGCGACAAGGAAGCUCGAUGUCAUCCUUAUUCCCGGCAGCAAACGCGCCUUGGAUGGCAGUGUGCCUUCCUGGAAACCUAACUGGCUGGAUCUAGGAUUCGAAUUUUGGUAUGCUAUGGAAGCCCAGCCCGAACAAAAAUUCACGGCCUCUGGCACAUCUGUUGAGUGUGUAAUCUUUGCCGAGGUGGACGGCUUAAGUAGUUUGUAUGGACGUGAGGCGACGGGGCAUAAGAGGGAAGAUCACUUUGUCCAACCUUCGAGUACUGGCGCGAAUCCCUACGCACCUAAAUAUUCAUCUGCCCUAUCCAAUCGACCUCUAAAAGCCAAGGGCAAGGCCAGAAUUCGGCAUAAGACAAUCAAAGCCUUGUUCAAUUGCCUAGACCUAGGCCCUGAACUCACAACCGAAAGCUAUCGGUAUAUGUUCGUGUCCACAGGCGGCCUUUACGUGAAGCGAGCCAUGAUGAUGUACCUAUAUUAUGGAGUUGCUUCUGCAGCCGACUCAAAGCGCGUCAGUGUGUGGAGGACAUUUUUCCGCACAAAUCGAUACAAGGGCAAACGACGAUACGACUCUCCGGAACUCUCUCGAUGGCUCGAAGAUAAUCGAGAUUGGAUGAUCCACGGCGCUACUUUUGAGAGUCUCUGCAAGUCUACUUGUUCAUGGACUGUUUAUCCUCACCUUUGGACUGGUCCAUUCUGGUUCCACACUAUACCCCGGACCAUAAACAUUCCCCCGGUGGCGAUAACCUUUAGGUGUGAGCGCCUUGUCUAA
This is a messenger RNA of Mollisia scopiformis, 789 nucleotides long. RefSeq lists its product as uncharacterized. The record is from RefSeq and is a predicted model, not a curated record. NCBI's taxonomy places the organism in Eukaryota, Fungi, Ascomycota, Leotiomycetes, Helotiales, Mollisiaceae. The transcript has 2 exons. Bases 1 to 789 code for a protein of 262 amino acids.